Messenger RNA from Amoebophrya sp. A120, 8120 nucleotides. The record is from the annotation of a GenBank genome assembly. Lineage: Eukaryota; Dinophyceae; Syndiniales; Amoebophryaceae.
CUGAUUUCCAUCUUCCAGCAAUUCUAGCGCAGCGAGAAAUAAAAAGAAGGACGCACUACUACUAAGCACCGCCAACUUCUAGGAACUAAAGCCGUAGCUGCAUGUGAAUCUAUCACGACGAGCAUCAAAAUGCCUGCUACUUCCUCCAAAACCCGGCUGACCGGCUCGACCGCUGCGUCUUCGUCGUCGAAGCCUCAUAAAAACGGCAAAUCCACCCAACAAAAGUCUGCGGCCACGACAAGUUCUAAGCCAGCAUCUUCCAGAACUGGGACGAAGCGAAAAGAAGCGUCAGGUACUAGUACCGCGACGAGGAAUAUUAAGAUCAAACCUGAACAAGCUCCCAAAAGAGCAAAUGCUGCGACUUCUAAAGCUGCUGCUGGGACUUCUAAAGUGAAGAAGGAGCUGGAACAAGUUGUAAAACACGAACCGGAUCACGUGGAUGACAACGAGGCAGAUGAAAAUCAUGAACUCCCACGAGGAUCAUCCCCAGAACCAAAGCGACGGAAGGUGAAGAAGCAGGAAGAGCCGAAAAUAAAUGCGGAUGUUGUGGAGAGCAACGGUUCUUCAUCUAAAUCGAAAAUCAUUACAGCCGGGAAGAACUACGACAAGCAGCCUGAAAUCGUGCCACCUGCCUCUUCCUCUUCUUCUCUUCAACACCUCCUGCUGCAAACGAAUAAAAGCGACCCCAUGGCGUUCAUGCUGGCUUUGAACACGAAGCUGGGAAAGGAAAUCGCCGACCUGGACGCGGUAUGCACUGCAAAAGUAUCGCAGUACUCGUAUAAAUGCAUUACAAAUUUUCUCAGCAUGAGAAAUGAAAUUCGUAAUGCGGAUUUGCCUUAAGGCAAAGAUCUGUAAUGCAUAACUGCAAUUACUACGACACGAGUGCGAUACUUUUGCGCAGCAUACGCGGAAAUUGACACCUAUGCGGACAAGAAGGAGAAAAAGGCGCAGAAAACUUCUUCCCGCAGAAGUGUUGCUGAUACUAAAGCAGCUAGUGCACGAGCUGCAGCCGGUUGUUCCUCCGCGAUGAAUAAGGGAACAAAAGGGAACAUCAAGUGUUCAUCCAUCGACCCCUCCGACCCAGAGCAAGUGAGCAAAGUGCUAGAAGAAAACGAGACGGUCUUAAACCGGAUGUUUUCCAAAUCUUCCAGAUCAGUUUCCAAAAGCAGCGCCGGCGCACCAGCUGGUCAAAGCCACAACCACAGGGGGUCGAAAAAUAACAAAAACUUCCGGCACAUCAAUUAUGGUGGGGAGACGACAGUGUAUGAUUUGUUGAACGAUCCAGAUUCGGAAGUAGAACGGGAUGAGGAAAACUACGCCGGUAUGACGCCGUGCGACCCGGUGACCGGGAUAACGAAAAAUUUCAUUUCGCACCUGCAGUACGACCAGCCUCUUGGCACCGCGAAAGGAAACAAGAACGCAGCGCGCGGUGCUGGGAAGAAGAAGAGCAAAAAAAGAAGUGCAAAGUUGUACGAGGAUGUUGAUCCUUAUGCACACCAAAGAGCGGCUGACUUCAACCCCUCCGCCACCCCCGCGGUCAUCGACAUCAACCCUUCGGCCACGCCCGCGUUUUUUAAUCUUGACGAGAGAGGUCGUGUACACUCCAAGAACAGCGGCUGCAGUUCGAAGAAUUCCCGGGCAUCAUCCGGUGGGGAUAAUUUGAUGAAGAGCAAAAGUGACAAAGUAGUCGCUGUGAAAAAGAAAAAGCGGGAUGACGAUGAGCCACUCGAUGAGCAGCUUGUGGAGCGGAAGAAGCGGAAGAGGGAGCAUGAGAAAAUUAAAAGAGACGCGGUGAGUUUCCAACUCCAACAGGAGUUACUAGUCAAGUCCUAUUCCACGAAGGAGAAGAAGCAACUAUUGAAGAAGUUGGAAAGAGACUACGAAAAACAGUUCCAACUCGUCGAUCUGAAAGACGGUCGUGACUUGCUUGUCGAAGAGGAGAACAACGACGAAAUAAACCACACAGGAGCUCUCAUCUCUGCGAGCGGUGGGAAUGUUUUGAUAAGAGAAGACAUGGAGAAGGUGAAUUUUCUCGGCAAAAUCAACUUCGACCCCACUGCGUACGGGCAGGAAGUGCUGCACGCGUUGCCGUCAGAUGUGGUUUUGGGAAAGAACAACAGAAGCAAUAAACAAGCAGGAGGGAAAAAUAAACAGGGUAAGAAAAAGAAGGAGGAUAUUCUGGGCUUAAACAAGUUAGGCGAGAAUUUACCGGAGCUGAAAGAAUUGAUGGGUAGCAGCAGCAGCAGUAACAGUAGUAGUUCUUCGGAACAAUCAGAAGGUCCGGCUUCGAGUGAGGAUGAUUCGGAGGAAGAGUAUGAUGAUUUUGUACGAAAGAAGAAGGAAAAACAUCGACGACGCCGCAAGUUUCAUGAAGAUGGCGAUGAUUUCGCUGCAUCUGACGAAGACCAAAACGGCGACGAAGAGCAAGAUGACGAAUGGGAUGAGCAGCAUAAAUCUGAAAGAAACAGGCACCACGCACGAACAUCUAAGAAAGUAAAGCCGCUGCUGAAGAAGCGCAUCCGGAAAAUCAAGGACUUCACGGGGGAAAACGCGACGGAUUUCUCCGGCCUCCGGGGAGUCCAGUUCAAAUAUGAGCCGAAAAACAUCAAUUACAGCUACUGGCGAGUGUGUCACCACCUAUCCACUGCAAAAGUAGCGUACUCAAGUACAAACUGCAUUACAAAUUUUCUGGGCAUGCCACAUGGAGUUUGUCAUCCUGGUUUAUCUUGGAGAGCUAGAUUUGCCAUGCAUACCCGCAAUUAGCACGAGUGCGAGACUUUUGCAAUGCAUACCACCAGGCGGUGAGUAAUCCGUUCAAGGAUAAGGAGACGACGGAUAGUUUCAUGGACGAGAAAGUUCUGUCCGAUGACGAAGACGAUUAUUUCCCCGAGGGAACGAAGACUAAAAAGAAAAACCUCUUCCAAGCAGACACAGAAAGCGCGCCAGAAAUAAAGCAGAACAGAAGCGAACUCCUCAAAGUUGUUCAAGACUACCCCAUCCUCCCCUACAUCCACCCAGACGACCCAGCAGAGGAGAAAUUUGAACGCGCGAAAUCCCGUGCGUUAGACGACGCGUUGGAGUACAAAAAAUCGCUGAUCACCCUCCGCGCGGAGCACAUCAAGGCGAUCGCAAUCAUGCACAAGAAGACCGGGCAGUACCCGAUGUGGAGACGAAAAUACAAGGUGCCGGCGUUUUAUGAGAGCGCACAACUCCCCUUGCCCUCAUUCAUGUAGCAUCAGCGGCAAUAGAAGCGCCAGCUAGAAUGCGGGUUUCGCAUGACAAAUUUGCGCAGGAGUGUAGUAGCGUUUGGGCUUCUUCCGGAGUAGCUUCUUGUCAUGCAAACAGUGCCAAGAGGCACACCCUGGAUUUUGUGUAUUUUGCAUGACAAAGGAGGGGGAGGCGGAGCUGUGCACUGUCAUACGUUUCGACAAUCUGGCUACCCCGGCGUGACGUGGCGGAAAGGGUGGUUUUAUCAAAUGUAAAAAUGUCUGGGUCUGGAAGGUUGGAACUUGUGAUGCUAACUUUGAACUCUAAAAAAAUCUGUAUUGCAUGACCAGCAAUAGAAGCCCAGUUUGUGCUAAGCGGGGAGGGCAUUUGUCAUGCGGGAUAGGCAUCGGGAAGCCCUCUAAAAAUGUGUGAUGCUAGGCCGUGCAUUACAGACAUCCUGGGCCAUGGAAAAUAUGCAUGACAAACCCGGCAACAUUCCAGACCCAGACACUUUUGCAUUUGAUAGGUUUGGGGAUGGAGGGAACAAUGCGAAGAAAGAGAAGGACAAGGAAAAGGAACAAGAACUACUACACAAUGGUUGUACUAGUGAAGAUCCCAACCCAUUCUCCGCGUUGAAGAACAAUUCCCGCUCCAACAGCAAGGGCAGCUUGAUGGGCACGAAAUACAAUGCGGCGUACGGAAAGUUAGUGUUGGACGACAACCCCCUGAAUUUUUCGGACGAUGACUUCGCCGACGGACGGCCGAACAACAAGGUCUUCAUCGGUGAGCAGGAUGAGAAUCAUAACUCCGAUGUUGAGGAUGAUGAUGACAAAAAUGAUAUGAACGAAAACGAAAAUAGUACAAAACGAAAAGCAAAACAGCAGCAGUUCCGUCCUCCCUGCUGGAUCGCGCAAUUGACCGUUUCGAAAAAGAAGACCCUGCGGAAAUUGUUUGUGCCGCAGAUUUCCAACUGGGAGUACGAUCAGGACAAGAUUGAGGAGGAGGUAGAGCGGACGAAGCAGAAGGCAAUUGAGUGGAGAAUUCAACAGGAGAAGAAACACCUCUGCUACGUGUACUGCACCGAUAAAGAAAAAGCGAAGAUUAAGAAGGCGGAGGAGUUGAAGUUAAAAGGGGAAAAGGAGCUGGAAGAACAGGAGAAAUUGAAGAAAAAACGAAAGAGAAAACCGGCGAAUCAGAAUGAAAUGAAGCACGGGAAGCUGUUUGUCAGCAAGAACGUCGGCGGGACGAAACGGUGGAGGGAAGGGAGGUAUAAGAACGAGGGGGGUGAAGGGGGGAGUGACGAUGGUCAGCAAGACCACAACGCCAGCGAAGAUGACCAGGAAGAUUUUCAAAACAGCGAUGAUGAGGAAAAAGAAAAUGAUAGCGAAAAUAAUGAAGCACACGUCGAAACGAAAGCGGACCAGCGCAUUGCGAACGUGUUCGCAUUGAAGGAGAAAAAAGCGGAAUUCGCGAAACAGCUACAAGCGAAAGAGGAAGAAAUCGCUGCUUCCUUUGCCUACCAGCCGCAACUCACCGGCAAGGGACACGGCGUGCGGUGGAUUUGGUCGGAUCCGAAGAAGACCUCCGUGCGGACCACGGCUGCGGGCACUUGCUUACCGCUGUCCCAUAUCAAGUGCAACUAUGUCUGUGUCUGGAAACUUGUAAUGCUGAGUUGUGAGUAGUGAGUUGUCUGUAAUGCACAGCGAAGCAUGAGAAAUAUUUGCGCUGCUUGGUGUUGCGCUUUCCGCAUAACAAACUGCGUUCUACUUUUGCAUGACAAGCAAAAGGGCCUCUUCUUGGACACGCAUGACAAACUCUUCAGUCAUGCCAGGCAAGCAUGACCAGACCCAGACAUAUUUGCAAUGCAUAUCCCCCGGCUACUGGUGGGCGCGGUUUAUCGAUUCUGGGGUUUGUUUCCUGGAUGAAAAAGUGUACCCGGUGAAGAAUGAAUUGGAUAGUGAGCGGUUGAACUACGAGAAGGAGUGUCUAGCCGCGGCGGAAAAUAAUGAUAACCACACGACGACCACCACGAAGGGAGAACUCAGUGACAAAAUUUCGAUUAAAUACGCCUACCUAAAGCACGGCGGGUUCACGGUUACCGAGCUUGCGGACGCGAGGGAGAAGGCGAUUGAGAAAGUUUACAUGCUAUCCUGAGUAAAAACGUCCCCAUAUACCAGAGUCAGCAUGGAAAAUCUGCUAGACAAAUCAGGCAACUUUGGUUGUUUCGCAUGACAAGUUUCUUGCCCUCGUGGUGUAAUCCUGUUUAGAUUAGUUUGUCAGCAUCACAGAUCUAGCUUAUCAUGCUACUUGUAGCAUCACAAAUUAUCCCAAAACACAACUAAAAAACGCUUCUCAUGUGGCUUCGCAUGAGAAACUUUUUUGGCAUGCAGAUUUGCAUGACACAACUCUGGGGUGGGGAUGUUUUUAUUCAGAAUACAUGCUGCAGCGGAUUCACGAUUUUGACCCGUUGAAGGUCGCCGGGAGGCUAUUGUGAGGAAAAACGUCCCCACCCCAUAGUCAAGAUGGGAAGUCUGCUAGACAAAUCUCCAGGCUUAGGGAGUUGUGCAUGACAAGUUUCCAUUUGCAGGGUGGUGCUUGUUAGCAAGGGGAGCCGCAUGAGAAAGCCACUUUCUCAUCCUGUUUACAGCAUUACAAAAUCCAAAACACAACUGGAAUAAAUGCCUCCCAUGGAGAUGUGCAUUACAAAUGCUCCUGUCAUUGCGCAUUUGCAUUACAGCUACGGGAUGAUGACGUUUUUACAUAGGAUAGAGACGGAAAUCGCGGAACACAACGAAUUCCAGCCGCCAAUCGUCGAAGGAAAGCUGCAACUCCGAUAAGGUGGAAGCGCGAAAUCUCUUCCUGUUCACCGGGAAGGGAAAAGGGAAAAAAGGCCCGAUUAAAGGUCGGGGGAAGAUCGGGAAGGGCGUGUGGCGAAAGAAGGACGGGACGAUAGUGACGCGCGGGCAGAAGAAAAAGAAAAACGCGCUUUUCGCCGCCUUGAGGCAGAUGGAAAAGGAGGCGAAUGCUGGGGAGGAAGAUGGUGGUACUGCUUUUUCGGAAGUAGAAGAUAAUGCUAAAGAGGACGACGCGGAUAACGAUAACUUUAACUACAGUGACGAGGAGAACGAGAUGGAGGUUGAUGAGAAUCAUGAGAUUUAUGACAACGACCUCGCGAGCUUCGAAGACAACAGCGGCUUUCUUGGGAAUAAUAGUGCUGGGUUUCAUCAUCUCGCCGAACAAGAGGAUGAGGAGGAUUUCGAAACAAAGUUUGCCCGGGAACAGGAGCAACAGAGUCAGAAUGAAAAUAAUGAAAAUAUCCAGUUUGGCGAGGAGUUGGACGAGUUUUUUAACGAGAAGAUCGACGGAGAAAUAAACAGCGACGAAGAUAUUAAAGGAAUCGAGUUGCAGGAGCAAAGUGCUAAAAACAAAUUGUUCAGCACGACGACCUCCCUGCAGAAGCAAACCAGCAAAAGCUCGAGUUUCAAUCCGAAUCUAGAAACAAUAAAAGAGGAGGAAGAAGUUCUGGAAUUUGAUGCAAAAGAAGAGAAAAAAAUCUCCUCCCCGCCGCGGAAGAAAGCGAAAAAGGAGUACCUGCUCCCGCCAGAAGAAGAGGAUAGUGCGGAGGAAGAUCUUGACGUGAUGGAAAAAAAGUCGAGCAAUCAUAAUCUCCGUGGUGGUACUUCCGCCUCCUCAUCCAAGCAGCAGAGCAAAGGUCGUGUCUCUUCCAGUUCCGCAAUUUCCAGUUCCUCCAAAAACCAACAUCUUGUCCUCGCAAACGACAAAAUGAAUCCCGCCAACGACCAGGUCGUCGCAGCUCACGACGGUUACAAGAAGUGGUCGCGGGUGAAAGAUUUCAACUACCGUGCCGCAAACGCGAAAAAUCCAGAAACCGGGACGGUGGACUUGCAAAUCGGGAAAAGUAUUCACGACCAGAUCGGAAUUGGCGAUUUCCGGGUAUCGAGGCACGGGAGGGAAAAGAGGAAUCUGUUCACGCAGUUGACCACGCAGGUCACGCAUCACGCGAGUGGGGUGAGUGUUGUGAAGAGGAAGCUGGACGAACAAGAAGAAAAUGCGGCGCUUGAGGACGGAAUGGAGGAACAGGAAAAUUCUGAGUCUGACUCUGAGUCAGAGGAUGAUCAUCAGGAAUCUAGUGGGGACGAAGAUUCAGAAGAAAAUGAAAACCCGGAUGAUAAUGAAUUUGAAGGCGGGGCGGACCACGAGGUGGAAGACGAAGACGCUGCUCGUGAGAGCGAUAAUGAAGACGAUGUUGAAAACUACGACCCUCAUACCGCCAUCGUGGCAGUGGAUGACUACGACGAUCGCAAAGUUCUCGCGCCGAAACGUCCGGCCCCCUUGACGAAAAGGCAAAAAUUCAAAAUGAUCCCGAAAAUGAACGCAUUUGAUGACACGUUCGCCGGGGCCGCGAAAAAACGUACCAUCCGGAAGCCAACGGAAGUGACGCAGCACGUGAAAAAGGAAUUGAAAGCGACGGAAUCGAAAUUAGAGGCGAAACUGAGGCAACGGCGGGAGGAGCAAGCGGCGAAAGGGGGAGGUUCUGGGGGAAAGAAGAAGAAGUAGGAAGCGUUGAUUAUUUCUGAAGGUCUUCAUCUUGCAGAACAAGCUGUGGCGCGGAGGCAAACAGCACGACUUGUUUCGCGAUGGAAUUUUGUAACAUUUCAAAAAUGCAGUUCUUGCAUUUGAGCUACGUAUUUUCAGUUUCAAGAAUUUUAUACCCUUUUGUAGAUCCAUCCCUAUAAGUAGUUCUUCCUGGUAAGUGCCGUUUCCUAAAAAAAGUCUUUACGUAUUGAUUGAAAAACCUUUCAAAUUCGUCAUCAAAAUUGCAAAGAGUUUCUUGACCGUCUUGAUUAUGUAACGCUGUACUCGAGGAGGAAAUGAAAUACCGUAAAAGCUCC